AAAUACUUGGACUUGCAAUGAUUAUACUUUUGUGAGAGAAAGCGAUGGGAUUUCAGAUUUACUAAUUCGUAGUGAAACAUACAUACAAAAACAAAAGACAAAAUGGAUGAAUCUGUAGAUGUUUCUACAGUUAAUUUGUCGAUAUUGGCUGAUAAUACCGCCCAGCGUUCUUACAAGAGGACGGGCGAGUUCGAUAACCCCGCGUUCGUAGGCCCGCGGGACCCAGCAGCUGGUAACCAUGACGACAAAUAUCACACAACACUUAGUUUCGGGAAGUCGAGGUCUAAGAAAUCAAUCAUACUAGCAGUUACCAUAGUGACCGUAGUUUUACUAUUGCUUGGUUUAAUCGUUGCGAUUUUCUUCGUGACGUCAGGCGAUAGCACAGGGUCCGAAUCAACUUCUACAGAAGGAACAACAGAAACUAGACAGCUGGUGUAUGUUGGGGAGGCAGUCCUAACCAAUGAAAGUUGGUCAGAUGAUUUGUACGACCCUUUGACUCCAGCCUAUGUGCGCCUCCAGGCCAUCUUCAUUGCGGAGAUGGACGAAUUAUUCCAAAGUAAUGCCAGUACGGUAAAAACAUACAACUCCACAAUGGUGACAAGUUUCAGAGAGGGAAGCGUUGUUGUGCAGUUUCGCAUCCACUUUGUCACCAAGGUCGACCAAACAGGAGGUCUGGAUGACGUGAUUUCUCACGUGCCGUUGUCCCUAGUAAAAGCUAUUGUUGAAUCCGCUGAUAUCACUUUUAACGGAUCUGUUAGAGUAUACGAGGACAUCAAUCAAACGACUGAAUCUCCGCCUACUCAUAAACCUACUUCAACAGCAGCUGCAGUAAACUCUACAAUUGACCCAGACACAACUUCGAGCACAAACUCAAGGACAACCUCAACAACAACACCAACAACUUCUACUACUACUGCAGUCGAAUCAACAAGCCAAGCUAUUCUUACAUCCACGACUGAAUCUCCAAUUUCCACCCCUGAGUGCACUGCAUGGCAAUUUGUGUGUGUUUCGAACGGGAGGUGUAUUCCAGACACGUAUAUUUGUGACAAAUGGGACGACUGUGGUGACUUUUCUGACGAACUUGCAUGCAAAAAUUGCACGGAAUUCCGAUGCUCAGACGGUGCGUGUAUACCACAUUCCCAGCGCUGUGACGGUGUAUCACAUUGCGGGGACAAGACAGACGAGCUUGGAUGUCUUGGGCUGGACAGAGACUGUGAGUCUGGCCAGUUCCUAUGUGCCCGCUACUCUCAGUGUAUACCAGAGGUACUUAGGUGUGACGGCUUUCCACAUUGUGUUGACGGUACAGACGAAUGGUAUGGCUGCAACAUUAGUACCACCGCAAAGCCACACAUAGACUUUGAGGUUCGACUGAUCGACGGACAGACAGACACCACGGGAACCACGAGGCGGGGGCGCGUGGAGUUGCGUCCGGCUGGAAGUAACGUGGAUUACGGCACCGUUUGUGGUAACGUAUGGACGGAAACUGAGGCAACAGUUGUAUGCAGGAUGAUAGUUCCGGGUUUCAGUGGGAUCGCACAUGCCUUACCAAGUACAGUGUUUGGGGAGAGAUCACGUGAUAUCGUGUUGUCCCACGUGCGGUGCUAUGGUAACGAGACAAACAUUGGACAAUGCCAGUCACGUGGUUUUGGACAAGACACAGUCCACUGCUCCCACAGUCAGGAUGUGGGAGUAUCCUGUGAUGGUCCAGUGGACGUUCCAGAACCUCCAGAUAUUGGACAAGGACUGGCCGUGCGCCUUGCACGUGGCAGCACGUGUCUCGAGGGUCAGGUUCAGGUGCGGCACGCGGGGGAGUGGCGGCCCGUCUGUGAUGACGGGUUUGGGGAAAGGGAGGUUACCGUCGUCUGUCGUAUGCUUGGAUUUACUGCUGGUACGGGUAAGGUCAAGGACGAGUUUGGUAUUGGGGAUGGCCUAUUCUGGUUGGACGAUGUAAGUUGCCAUGGUAACGAGACCGACCUGGCACAGUGCGAAUCACUCCAACGAGGCGAACACAAUUGUGAAUACUAUGAAGCUGUUGGAAUCAUUUGUGAUGGAGAUCCGGCCAUCGAAUGCGCUGACAUUCCCUGCUCAACUAGCGUCAACUGUUCCUUUGACGAAGAAACUUGUUGCUAUGAGUUCUCCGCACCCUCUGAGCGGGGUCGUGGUCCUAACCCCUGGAGUUGGGGCGUGCCACAAGGAAUCGACAUAUCAGGUCGAGUGGUGUAUUACCAUAACGAGUUCGGGAACCAAGGUGAUACGGCUUACCUAGCUAUUCCCAACAUAACAUACACUGAUCGUCUCUUAAAACUAGAGUUUCAGUACCUGCUCCGAUCAUCCGGUUUCUGUUCGUUGCGGCUUGUAACGAGUAACGGAUCAGAGAUCUGGGGCAGCGAAACAAAGCCUGCAGAGCUGGAGAACACGUGGAUCCACCAUUGUGUGCACUUACAAGGCGAUAGUUCGCGCAAUGAGGAUGCAACGGACCUGGUUCAAUUUGUCGCAAGUCGAGGAUCAAAGGCAACACUGCUUGUUGCAUUAGAUGACAUAUCUCUGACAAGAGGGCAAUGCACAGACGGUAUCCGUGUUCAACCAUGCACUUUUGAGGAUGUAAACCUAUGUGGAGGGCGCAUACAUUGUACGAACUGUGCCGAUGAGUAUCGUUGGCACUUGGUUGCAGGAGACAUUAGUGUUGUAAACGGUGUGACAAAAGUCAACAGUUCCCUGCCAGGUCAUUUUCUACUUGCCGAUGCAUCAUUUGGAUCAAGCGGGGACAGGACUAGAGUCACAUUUUCUCUGUCUGACACCAACGCAAUGCACGGACUGACUUUCAGCUGUUUCAUAGCUGAACAUUUGAAAAGUUCGCUUGUGGUUCAUUUAGUUACGGGGACAGAGGAUACAAUAGUAUGGAGUUCAGAUGAGGCGUAUAUGGAUUCAAAUUCAUGGCAACGCGCAUGUGUAACUCUUCCAAAUUAUGUAACCAGUAGCCAUAUUGCGUUCGAAGCUAUUCGUGGCGAUGGAACGUUUGCCGACAUCGCAAUCGAUGAUAUUGGACUAGGAGAACUUUGUAAACAUCCGGCUACCUGCGAUUUUGAAGACGGAUUGUGCGGUUACACGGUCCUCUCAGCCAAUUCGAGCAAAUUCAGAUGGGCACACAGCAAUGACGCUGUAUUCCAAGGCGAGCAGCCAGCCGUCCGGCUCGUGGGUGGGGAAAAUCAAUAUGAAGGACGUGUGGAGGUAUUUCACGACGGAGAAUGGGGAACGGUAUGUGACGACAGUUGGGAUGCAAAGGACGCCGCGGUCGUAUGCAAGCAGCUUGGCUUCCGAGCGGAGAACGCACAAGCGUAUACAAGGGGUCAUUACGGAUCCGGUGUGGGAUACAUCUGGAUGGACGAGGUCAGUUGUGAAGGGACAGAAACCAGUUUGGCAGAGUGUCCAUUUGAUGGAUGGGGACGUGAGGACUGUGGUCACUCCGAGGACGCCGGUGUUUCCUGUGACCCUGGCUCAGACCCCGGUGAAAUGUUAGGUGGUCAUAUCAGGUUGUACGACAAUAGUGCGCCCUUUGGGCUGUCUUCUAAGUUGGUCUCUCGGACAUUUGACGUUAAAGAAGAUACAUACGUCAUGUUCACUGUCAGGAUCGAGGCCACCGGCACAUUCCGGUAUCUAUUGGUCGACGAAGGCAACAGUGUCGUUCUAGAAGGUGGACGUCUUGGGGUACAGUACGAUAGCGAAGAAAGAGUGUGUUUUGAUUUGAUUGGUCUUCCGCUGCGGGGCGUUAAAGUCGCGUUCGAGGCUUGGACAGAAGGGUCUAUGUUGGCGGACAAAAUGGGACUCGAUGAGGUGGCAGUAGCUAGAGGCAGAUGCAAAGAUAUAAUCGUCAACAACUGCGACUUUGAGAAGAACCACCGCCUUUGCAAAAUAGCAAUCCGUUCUGCGCCAACCCUGGUGGACGGAUGUACCAAUGACUACACAUGGAGAAGGCUGGGCGGUCCUUAUUACACUUCCGGUGUUGGUGACCACACGACUGCGAGUGCCACUGGUCAUUACCUUGAGAUUAAAUCGUCACCUGCAUUUCUUGAAAACUCGAAAGCACAUGCUGUAUUUACCAAUCCCGAACCCAGGAAAAACCGACGCGUUAUUGUUCACUACAGAGUAUUUGCAGUUGAAAACAAUUCUGUUUUAGAGGUUGUUACUCGGAUAAAUGGAACCCUUAAAUCAGCUAUAUCCCUAGUUGCAAAACUGACGUCACUCCCUGCAUGGCACAGCGCAUGUACAGAUAUUGAAUCAAGUUUUGAGAGCAUCGACGUUGUUGCGGAAAGAAUUAGCGCAAUCAUUGACGACGUCCAAUGGGACACUAAAACGUGCUUUGAUUCAGACGUUAGUUGCGAUUUUACGGAUCAACAGAUGUGUGACUACGUAAUGGAGCCCGGCUGGAAGUCAAUUGUUGAGGAUGAUGAACACUUUCUUCGGGCAUUUGGGAACGAGCACCAGCUGCUCACACCCAAAUUCGGAACCGAAAACGAUUCGUUUUGUAUUGUAUUAACGGCAAGGGCAUCGAGUGAUAAUUUGGUCGCAGAAUCUCCAGAACUCAUUGUAACAUUGUUAGUGAUUGACUCGAGUAAUGAAGAGACGCAAAUACCUAUCUGGGAUCCGGUAGUCCCUGUGACGAGUAUUCUUUGGAGUAACGUGAACAUAAAAAUUCCGUAUGACGGACUCUUUAGAAUCCAACUAUCAGCAAAAGGUUUAGAUGACAGCAAUUUUCUUGAUGUUACGAGAGUACAACUGUCAACCAUAUGUGAUGUUCAUGAAUGCCAAAAUGGUUUUGUUUCUUGUAAAGGAAGACUUUGCAUUCGGGAAACAGAGGUUUGUUUCAAUCUCGACCUUUGUCCUGAAGCCUUGGAAACAUUUUGCAAACCGACGGUGAACUGUAGUUUUGAUAGCCAAUACAGUUGCGGAUGGAAGCAUACAAAUGCCGCUGUUGAAGAUGGGAAACUUCUUCUCCUGGAAACCCGGUUAACAAUUACGGAGACACCAAUUGCAAACAUUAAAGAACCUUCUUGCCUGCUCUUCAAGGCUUUUGGGGAUCGAUAUAAGGCACAAUUGAGGGUCAAUGCAAACACUACAGGGGAACUCAUCGAAGUCGGAAAUUAUAUAACAAAAUGGAAUAAGUGGGUCGAAUACAAAGUUGCACUUUCCGUUGGUAUGUACAGUAUAAUAUUUGAGGCACAAAACGAUUCGAUCAGGAUAGAUGAUGUCCGGCUGAAAAAUGGGGCUUGCAACUAUGAUUGCAACGACGAUGAAUCCUCUUGCAUGGAAAGUGAUGCAUACGGCAACACUAUUUUGCAAUGUAUCUCAAACACAACAUUUUGUGAUAAAGUGUUUGACUGUGGAAGUGGAUUUGACGAAUUGAGUGAUGACUGUGAAAAUAGCAUUUCAUGCGAUUUUGAAAAUGCGGAUAACCCAUCUUGCGGGUAUAAUUUGGGGAACGGAAUUAAUGUGCAUACUAUUGGAAAAGAUAGAACGGUUUUGAUAUAUGACUACACUGUGACUGACUCCACCUUUAUUCAAAUGGGAAUUUGGAAUCUGUCGAGUACACGCUGUGGAAUCAAUAUGAGCGUUAUAACAAAUAGCGUAGACAGCGUCGACUCAGAGGACAGAUAUGCAUAUUUUCGUAUCCAAUUGCACGGCACAGAUUCUGUGGUUUACACCUUCGGAUCUUAUUUGGACAUAUCAGUUGAUAAUUCUUGGUAUUCCUUUAUAACAGAAAGCGACAGUCUUUUCAAACUUGGUGAUCAGGGCAUACCGAAGGUACCUGAUGGCCUGUAUUUAGUGACACUAAAGAUGUAUGCUAAUGGCGUUAUAAUUGGGAUUGAUGAUGUUUCACAGCUAGAUUGUACAGGUGUAGAGAUCACAACAGGCCGGACUACAACUCCAAGUACUGAAGACACUUCCGAUACAGUCGAUGGCUAUACCACUUUGUCCAUUACUAGCUCAAACACAUCUCCUGCGGUAUUAGAUGACAUCACGCUGGUUUGUCAGGCUAGAAACAUAUCGGACAUGAAUGUAAUAUUUCAUUGGUACACAAACGGAAGCCAACUAGCUAGAAAUUCGGACGUAUUGCAACAAAAGAAAAUUUCAUAUUCCAAAGACAUCACCUAUUUAAAAUACAGCGCCUUGAUAUAUACUCAAACGGAAUUGAAUUCAACACAAUCCAGCCUUGUUAUUCGAAGGGUGAACCAUGAGGAUAGCGGGACGUACCAUUGUGUCGUUGAAUUGGACGAACAAAACACAUCUACUUCCAUAGAUGUGAAUGUUGAAGACGUUAACAUGGGUGUUGCAAAUGAUGACGGAUGUUACAGAACCACAAAUGCCCAAUGCUUUGAAAGGGGUUACAAAAAUAUCAGUUAUCAAGGUGCAUACGGCGUUCUUGAUGAAGCAAAGGCGUUAAUAUACCUCGAACAAACCCAGAAACACCUAUCUGAUAUGGAUACUUCCUUACCAGCACAUUGUUUCGACGCUCUCCAAAGCCUUGUGUGUCGGCUGUUUACGCCGAAAUGUAAUGGCGGAAAUCCAGUACAUAUUUGUCAGGAAGAUUGUAAAGACAUUGUCAACAAAUGUGACAAGAACUCUUCAAUUUUGCAAUACGGAUGCCAAUUCCUGUCUAGUAUGCUGAAGGACGAAACUUGCAGUCGCCUAGCCUACAACAAUGUGAACACAACCCUUCAACAGUCGUCGGGGACAAUUAUAUCAUCUGGAUAUCCAUUGGCCAUAACUGCAAAUCAAGACAUCGUCUGGAAUGUAUUGGUAGAAAAAGGGCACUACAUGGAAUUUGAAAUUGUUGAGUUUGCUGCUUCGUCUUUUGGCACUGAUCCGUGUUUUCUAAAGAUUUACGAAGGAGGCGAAGAAAGCAGUGGUUUACAAUUGCCUUGUGAACAGAUCACGGAAUCAAUUAUUUACAACUCAACAGGGCGGUUCGCACAUGUCCAUUUUAAGUCAGGAUUUUCUAUAACAGGCAAAGGGUUCUACAUAAGAUUUCGCAAGAUUCCUGUAAACCAUUGCCACGUUGUAAAUCUUGGAAUAAACGAUCAUUUGUCAUUUGCGGUAGAUGAUGAAAUUGACUGUAGGGACUUUAUUGUGUUACUACAUGCGGACAGUGUGUUAAGCAUUUACAUUGAGUACAUGGACAAUGGCUGUUUGAAUAUGUCAUCAGAAGACAUAAUUUUAUAUGAAUACUGUACGGAUAUUCCACACAAGAAAGACUUAUUGAUUAAGAACCAUACAGAGGUGCGAGUCCAGUUAACGGAAAAAACAGACGUUCGGUUUAAGCUCCAAUCGGUACUAAGUGAACCAAAGGUAGAUGACAUAUCGUUGGACAACAUGGGCAGAAUUAUCGUUGCAAGUGAAGAAAGGGUUGGUGUGUUAUGUGGGGAGAUCCUGCAAACAACCGCGAACGUGCUGUGUAGAUCAUUCGGCUUAGGGUGGCCUGGAACAGUUGAAUCUGUGUCGGAGUCAUCAGACAGUUUACAGAAACUUGUUAACAGUAUAGAGUGCCUUGGAAAUGAAUCCCAUGUGAAAGACUGUAACAUUAAAGUUGCGGAUAUUGGCCAGACAUGUGAUAUUGAAAACACAUAUGUUGUGCAAUGCAGAGCAGCAUCACUUGCCUGUGAUUUUACAGUAAACACCUGUGGUUAUGAUAUGGAUUUAUACAAUUUUGACCGGUCAGAUACAUAUGGAAUAUUUUUUAGAAUUGAAAAUUUGCUUACUCGUUCAGCGUUUGGGAAACUACAGUCCCCUCCAUUUGUAGCAUCCGACGAUCUGUUUUUGCGCCUUGAAUACAUAAUAGGAGGACACUUUAUUGACAUCAGCAUAAUGUUGGAAUACAUGGAUACAAAAACCGAACCUGUAGCUACUCAUGCUUGGACAUCUUCAUCAUUACUCACGGCUGGAAAAUAUAAAGACUGCGUUGCCUUAACUUCGACGAACAAUAAAUGGGUACAUCUUGUUGUGGUAUUUAAAAGCAAAGGUGUCGUGCAGAAUUCUCCGACGGGAUUACAAACAAUUGACGUUUCAUUUGAACCUUGUGCAGCAAAUGAGCCGUUUGAUGUUCAAUGUGAUUUUGAAAAUCUUGGAGCUUGCGAAAACCUCCUGACAUUAUCCUCACCACGAUGUCCAUCAGCCAUAUUGUUCCCAGAAAGACAUAGUUUUAUAUUUGAUGCCACAAUGAACAGACAAGUGCCCUGGAACACAGAUGCAUUGUCUUUGGCAGAUGGUCACUUCCUACAGAUCAAUAACGGCGCGGAUAUAGUCUCUGUCAAUAGCAUCAACACAAAUCGCUACCGGUACUUGAGCUUUUAUUCCAGAAUCAACAACGGAAUGGGAUCUUACACUAACACGGUAGAAAUGAGUUUACGCAUCCAAACCAAUAAUGUUAUUCUAAAAGAGGUUUACGCUGAACAAGACAAAUGGACCCACGUUUGUGUUGAUCUGGAUUUAAUUGGUUCUGAUAUUUCUAUAAGGCUUGGCAUCGAUACUGGAAAUUCUGAACUACCAGAAGCGUACGCGGACUUGGACAACAUUAUUCUUUCAAAUAACUCAUGCGAUGAUAUCUUAUGCGGGUUUGAAUCCAGCUGUGUAAAGUAUUUCAAAGAUGCUAAAAAUCCGUCGCAGAGCGCGUUACAGUGGAAUAUUUAUUCAACGGAAGCAUUUUCUUUAAAAGGUAAUGUAUUUGGUGUUUCAAUGACGGUAGGGGAAGAAGGCGAAAGUGCCAUGCUGGAAAUAGACGAUACAUUCUAUAAAAACAUAGUACCGAAAUGCAUAAAGUUCCAGUAUUACGUUUCGGGAUCUAACAGUUUGGCUGUUAGGUUUUCAGGAGUAAGCUCUCGCACAGUUUAUGUAAAAAACAAUACGUUUACUCAAGAGUGGCUAAAUAUGGAACUUAGUGUCGAUGCUGGAACCCAAAAUAUUGCAUUUAAAGCAAUUAAAGGUGUGAGCGGAGGUUUUGUUGCUAUUGAUGAUGUUGCAGUUGAAAAACAACAUUGUCAAACGGAAGGACUUCAACCUGAAAGACCCGUUUGCACGUUUUCCGAUCCAUUGUUUUGUGAUUUGCAUUUCCAAGAAUCCUCUAGUUUUCCUUGGAUAAGAUUAAGGGCAGAUGAUGGAAAUAGCAAAGUGUUGUAUGAUGCAGACGGAACAAGUACCGGAUACUUUAUGCAGUUGUUUGGUGAUUCGCUUACGGAGACAAUUGCAACUUUUAGAAUAACAGUGACAGGAAUCGCUGCUUCCUUCAGCUUUAACUAUAAAGCCUCAUCUUCAGACGUGAGAUUAUCCGCAGGAAAUAAUAUGAAUUUUAUGACAGAUAUAACUGUGAAUAUUGUUGAUGAGUGGCAGACGUCCCCUUGUCUUGACUUACAUUUGAAUAACAGUGAUCCAAAUUAUAUUUUUGUUCAGGCAACGCUUUCUUUCAAUGAAUAUGUGGCAGUAGACAACAUAAUGAUUCAUGAUGAAUGCCUUGAAAGUUUAAACUCGAUAUCGUGUGACUUUACACGGAAGAAACUUUGUGGGUUCAAAAACAUUGCAAAUGCAUGGACGUAUAAACCAUCUGGUAUCAUUGCAUAUGGUGAUGCUGUUUUGAAGGCCCCUAUUAUUCAAUCAACAGGUGUCAAAUGUCUACGGUUUGACUACGCUAUUCAUACUACAAACUCUCUAGAAGAGCAGCCAGUGUUUAGUAUAGUUAACAAUUAUGAACAAAUCUGGAGUCAAAAGGGAAGUUUAAAGAUAGACGAUGUUAUACAGCAUGGACAGGUUCAAGUUUCUGGAGAUAUAUUGCGUGUAGAGUUUCGGAGUCAUGGGAUUGGGCUUUUCCUUUUGAAAAGCGUCGAGCUGCUGGAAAGGGACUGCAUUGAAAUAAUUGCUUGUGAUCAACAAUCGGACUUUGCAUGCAGCGACAGAUGCAUACCAUUGUUAAAACUAUGUGAUCGCACAGUGGAUUGUGUCCAAGAUGGACUUGAUGAAACCAAAGAACGAUGUGAAUUUUCUCAGCAGAUAUCAUUCAGUUCUGUUGGAAACAUAGAAAGUACGGGAUACAUGUCAAUCUUAAACUCAACAUGGUACCUAAAUGCUGGAACUUUACAAACCACGUUUACAAUACUAACUUUGAAACCUUCGGUUUUGGAAUCAUUUGAAUAUCAUGUGAAGCAGAGAUCAUGUUUUACCAUGGCAUAUUUUGGGGACGUUUCUUCAAUUAAUGUAACCACGGAGUACCACUACCAAAUUACAGAAUCGUUCGUUUUUAAUGUUGUUCCAAGAACGGAUUUAAGACAUUUAGCCGUACCUAUAAGUGUUGGCAACGUGCGAGUGCGUAUAUAUGUCCAUAUGGUAAAGGUUACUCCGAGAAUAAUGUCAGCUCUACCAAACACGGCUUCAUUCGGAAUACAUAGCAUUAGUAUGGAUGAAGGCGAAUGUUACAACAUAGGAAAUGAUUGUCCGUCAACUAUACCACACCUGUGCUUAGAUGGAAGUUCAUGUUACACUGAGGAUGAACGUUGUAAUCUCAAUAAGGACUGCCUGGACAAUUCCGAUGAAACGAAAAGCUGUGGGCAUGGAAUAACAUGCGAUUUUGAGAAGGGGGAUAUGUGUGGGUACACAAACGUUUCGUCACCGAGGGUACACUGGGACGACCUCGACGUCGUUCGAUAUAUGCAAACACUUUGGCAACGACGAGCUAGCAAUCAAAUAACAAGACCUUCGUUCGAUCACACAUAUUCAGAAGUAGGCCGAGGACAUUUUAUGACAUCAAAGAAUCAUGAGGGCUUAAUGGAUGAACUACGCUAUGUGGAUAUUGAGACCAUGAUAUCACCCGCCCAAGCAUUCACUGAAGAUGGCUGCAUUACAUUUUGGUACUACUUAAACAGUACUAACCACCAACCAAAGUCAACAACAGCGCAGAUAUUUGUAUAUUUACAGUAUGAUGAUACAAAAGAGGAGCAAUUAUUAUGGUAUGACCAUGUAAACAGACAUUUUACAACUUGGGUUCAGGGUGGCGUUCCCGUUGCAGCUAACAUUUCGGCUAGACUGAGAGUUACCGCAAGGACGUCCAUUUCCCAUGACACGUAUACAGGCGCAGUGUCCUUUGACGAUGUAGAAUACGUCACAGGAGAGUGUAACACAACUCGUAUAGAAUGUGACGCCGCAAUGAUACGUUGUUCUGAAGCAGUGUGUGUACCUGACAAUUUAUCAUGUGACGGUAACAAUGACUGUCAGAAUGGCGAAGAUGAGCGGCAUUGUGAUCGACCAAAUGGAGCAUUUAAGCUGCUAGGUGGAGAUGACAGCUAUGGGAAAGUUGGAUAUUUUUACAAUAAGAUCUGGAGACCAGUAUGCUAUCCUUCGGGACAGGCAGAACAAGAAAUGUUCUCACUGCAUACAGCUACCCAUAUUUGCCGGGAACUUGGAUUUAGAGGAAAUGCAGAAGCUUUCAGUGACCGGCUGUGGGAAGCGCACGUUACAACAACAAUAUCGCUUACGUGCAAUACAGACGGACAAUGUUCGACCUAUGUUGGCCAUGGCGAAUGUGAUAAAUACACGUAUUUAAGAUGCUCAAAUGAUGUAUGUUUCUCGAAUGAGAUAUCAUGUCCUGGAACAACGUCCAAGUGCAUCCCAAGAUCUAUGUUCUGUGAUGGCCACUCCGAUUGUCCCGAGUCCGGCGAUGAGCAGGACUGCUAUUGCGAAGGUCAAGCGAUAAACAAGACAUGCUCACUUUUCGAAACCGAAUGUAAAAACUGUGUAACCUGUGCCAGCGCCGGAGGAUAUGAAUGUCAAAACCACGAAUGUUUGCCUUUAUCUGCGAGAUGUGAUGCAAAACAAGAUUGUGCUGACGGCACGGACGAAUACAAAUGUGUCCAGAUUCUUAAAAACGGAACUACGACCGUGUUUUAUCAAGAUAAAGCCAAUGCCGUGUAUGAACGCAUGACCAUAUGCGUGGACAGAAUCACCAAAGUUGACGCCGACAUCCUGUGUUCAUUAGCUGGACAAGGGUUUAUAAAGGAGAUCACUACGCAAAAACAGUCGAUUUCUAACGGCCUUGCCCUAAGAGAAGAUGGAUACAAAUAUCAUGACCUUACGUUAGGUGCCGUAAGUAACUGUUUUCCGGUACGGUUGAUCUGCCAAAUGCCAGAGUGUGGUACCACCGCAAACCAAGACAACUUGGUUGAUACGUUUAUUAUCAGAGGUGACGAUGCUUACAUCGAAGACUGGCCCUGGUUUGCCCUAGUUAUGGUUGGGACCAACUUACUGUGUGGCGGGACUCUCGUACAUCCAUCAUGGAUCGUCACUGCUGCACACUGCCUUGACUUUAUUGACGAUUACCAGUAUCAGGUUCACCUCGGAGUUCAAUCUACAGCUGAACCAGGCGAUUGGUCACAAGUGAUUCCUGUGGAUCGAUAUCACGACUACGGAUAUAUUAACAGACCAUACCCGAAUUAUGACAUGGCGUUGUUGCAUCUUGAACAUGAAGCAUUGAUAACAAACUUCACACGACCCGUAUGCCUUCCUAAGGCAAAUGCCUACCGCUCGGUUGAAGCCUAUGUUGGUACCGAGUGUUUUGUGGUCGGAUAUGGGAUAACAGAGAAAAUGUUUAACGAUCCCACAGGCAGGUUAGAGGUUUCUCCAAAUCUUCGGAAGAAACGGGUGAACAUAGUUUCAUAUCAGUACUGCAAAGACAUAUGGCUACAAGAAAAUGGAUACUACAAUUUUCCAACUGACGUCAUUUGUGUAGGAACGGAAGGUCCCGAUUCCCCUAUAUGCUUUGGAGACUCUGGUGGACCACUCGUCUGCAGGGCAGACACUGCACGAUGGGAACUACUAGGUAUUGUAAGCUUUGGGUUCGGAAACUGCUUGCAUGACAUAGUUCCGAGUGUGUUCACGUCUGUACCCCACUAUACGGAGUGGAUAGACAAGCAUUCAGGAAUUUACAGCAAGUCUUUUCCAGAAAACUAAAAAGCGAAAUGCGUAGUGUUUCAAUCACAAAUAUUUUGCCAAUACAAAAAAAACGUAUGUCAAUAUAAUAUAUAUGAUUUAUUCCCUUUCAUCGCAUCACAAUAUGUAUAUCAUUCCAGCACAUGCUAUCGCCUGUUAGUUACAUACAUGAUGAACAGUAUUUGUUAUUUGCUAAAAGAGAUGUAUAAUGAGUGUCUUGAUAUUACCUUGUUGUAGUUAAAACAUGUAUAAUGAAAUUAAUAAAAAUAUGGCUAGCA
Messenger RNA from Mya arenaria, 13238 nucleotides. RefSeq lists its product as uncharacterized. Lineage: Eukaryota; Metazoa; Mollusca; Bivalvia; Myida; Myidae. The coding region runs from base 103 to 12981 and encodes 4292 amino acids. Gene Ontology annotation, cellular component: membrane. Gene Ontology annotation, molecular function: protein binding; serine-type endopeptidase activity. The record is from RefSeq and is a predicted model, not a curated record. Gene Ontology annotation, biological process: proteolysis. The transcript has 92 exons.